Rhodofomes roseus is the source of this 651-nucleotide messenger RNA. RefSeq lists its product as uncharacterized. Bases 1 to 651 code for a protein of 216 amino acids. The transcript has 2 exons. The record is from RefSeq and is a predicted model, not a curated record. Lineage: Eukaryota; Fungi; Basidiomycota; Agaricomycetes; Polyporales; Fomitopsidaceae.
AUGCCUGUUAUGACAGCAUAUGCACAAACACAGCAGAAUCAUGAGAGAAGUCACCCCAGUAAUGAUGAAAAAACAUCAUUCUUGCUUGGAAUGAGUGUUUACUUUGGUUACUUAAUGGAACUUAAACCCAAACAAGACCGACGUAUACGUACGCACCGACCCAACCCUCCCAGCUACGCCGUAGCUGUCGACAUCACAGUCGACGAGGAGCCCGAGGUAGACAAGGAGAAUGGCACAGAGACGUGGAUAGUGGACAAGGAGCCAGAGAGAUCACUCGCGCGAGGCCACAUCCUGACCAUGUGGCGGGACGAUCACGUGAUAGGAUCUGGUCGUAUCUCCAAAGUGGACGGUCUCUCCCGCCACUGGGUCACGUUCCGCCUCGCCGGGGCACGUGACGGGCUGCGGGUCCGAGUCCCCGUGCCCUGGGCCGGCCUCAGCGGGUACGCAUCGCACACUCACACGUCACAAUACCACAUGCUCUCGCCGAUCCCCGAGCCCCACGUGCUAUUCAAAGACACCCCGCCCUUCGCAGAUCCGGAGUCCAACCCGUACCAAUUCGAACUUACGUGCGGGAAGGAGAUCAGGCUACGUGCCAAACUGGAAGCGUCAACACACAGGGAGGAGCCGAUGGAGGAACCCGUACAGAACUAA